GAUGGAAAAGUCGACUCUGACUUUAGUCGAAAAUCGAUCUUUUAUUAGAAAUAAUAGACUUUUUAGGAUCGAUUCAUGCUUGUCUUGAAUCGAUUAAAAUCGACUUUUACUCGAUGACUUUGACAGUUGAUGAAUUAAGAUAAUCACUAUAAGAUUACUUUUAAAAUCACAAUACAAAGUACCAAUCGAAGCGUUUCUUUAUAACUAGCCUCUUUCUGAUUUUCUGAUUGGUCUAUAACAAUAUAAUGUUUAUAUUGCCGCCGGUAAUUGAUGUAAUUAACUUUUUAAUAUACGGUACAUAGUAUUGAACAAUUCUUUAUCAUGGCUCCCAGUUUGAUAUGGGCCUAUUGCACAAAAGUUAACAAUGGCAGUAAAGUUAAGUGUGAUUUAUGUCAUAAACAGUUUUUGUUUAAUAAAAGCACAUCAAUGAUGAAGCACUUACAAUGUGCUCACAAGAUUGCUCCUCCGUCAAGUAAUGAAAGAUUGAAUGACAGUCACAAUGAUUUCGAAGUUCAGCCUAAAAAAGUUUUAGUCGCUGUCGAAUCAUCUGUUCCAUCGGUUGCUUUGGUACCUCAAACAAAAUCAUCUGUUCAAGAAAAUUCCACAGUACAAUCUCAGGUCCAAGGUCCUAUGGAUCGUUGUAUAAACAAUGCUAAUUCUUUUUCAGGUAGUAGUGAAUUGAAUUAGGAAACAACGUUAAUCUUAUUAAUUUCUUCUAUCAUGCAUUUUCAUUGUUUCCUAGCUUUAUUGACAUAUUAACCUUUCUUCACGGAAACUGAGAUGAAGACUGUUGAGCUGGGCGCUUAUCUCAUGGAAGAGAGGAAAACAAUAGAAAAUUUGAGCUUGAAAUUAAGAAAUAUAUGCAAUGACUGGGGUCUUGAUGAUAGUAAAAUAGCAGCAUUCGUUUCAGACGGGGGCGCAAACAUCAAAGGAGCUAUUAAAAGUGAGUUCGGCGAUGGGAAACACAUUUCAUGUUUUGGACAUGUAAUAAAUAAUAUUGGUCAGCGCCUUAUCGAAGUUAAUAUUACUCCACCUGCAUCUGAAUCUCGAAAUCAAGUUUCCGACUUACCCGCUGAUGAAAAUGAUGCUAUUGACAAUCUUGAAGACUUAAUUACAGAUCAUACUGAGCAAUCCUCAUUGCGUGAGCUAUUGUCAAAAGUUAAACAAAUUGUCACAUUCUUUCGACAAAGUGAAAGAGCGACUACAGAGCUGCUGAAAUUACAGAAGGACAAGCCUGAAAAUUCUCGUCUGAAAUUAAUUCAGGAAGUGCGAACGAGAUGGAACUCCUGUUUUGAAAUGGUUGACCGUUUCAUUGUGCUUGCUGAUCAUGUCAGUAAAGUGCUUUUACAAGUGAAGAUGGACAAAUCUUUGAAAGCUAAGCCACCUAACAUGAUCACAGGUGAGGAAAUCGAUGCGUUAGUAGAAGUUCGUGACAUCUUAAAACCUCUCUUGCAAAUAACUCAAGAAGUUUGUUUUGAGAAAUGUGUAACAUUGAGCAAGUGCAUUCCUUUGAUUUCAAGUCUUAGAAAAAAGAUUGAAGAGUUAACGCCAGAAACUUUAAUUGGGCGACAUUUGAAAAAGAGAAUGGUUCAAGACAUCGAAACAAAAUACGGCAAUAUUGAAUCCGUAAAACUGUACGCUUGUGCAUCAUUGGUUGAUCCUCGUUAUAAAAAGUUUGGUUUUCAAAGUAUUCGGGAUUCUGCACGAGCGGUAACUAAUGUCGCUGAUCUUGUCAAGACAGAACGAAAAUUAGCAUUGGCAGCAACGCUGGCAAAUAUUAACCCUCAAGAUGAGAUAUUAGCUAUUUGAGGUCCGGAAUCUCAGAAAACGAACGAUGACAAUGAUGAUUUAUGGUCUUAUUUUGAUAACACUGUGAGUUGUAGUUCCAAUCUUGCAGAUUCUGAUGAGGCUGGAGGAUUACCAAUACAAUUACGACAAUAUUUGACACGCCCGACAAUAUUUGACACGCCUAAUCCGUUCACUGUGUGGGAAAGUAUGAAAUAUGAAUAUCCGUAUCUAUGGAAAGUAGCUAAAAAGUACUUGCCAAUAGUUGCAACGUCUGUACCCUGUGAGCGAUUAUUUUCACAUGCAGGACUUAUCGCAAAUCAGUUGAGGAGUCGCUUAUCACCUCAGCACAUUAAUGAGCUAAUAUUUUUAAGAUCAAUCGGCGAAGAAAUGUGGUUUUCGUAGUUAUUUAUUUUUAAAUUUUUUGUUUUUUAAUUAAAAAAAGCAAUUUUAUUAUCCAAUACCAAAAUGUAUGCAAUGAAAUCCUAAAAUACUUUUUAUAAUAUGUUAAAAACUAAAAAAAUAUUGAUAUAUCUAAUGAAUUUCGUGUACGAGUUGCUUAAUUUAUAAAAAGUCAACUUAAGUCACAAAAGUCGACUAUCGGGGUUGAUUAAUUGACUUCCAGAAUCGAAAAACUAGAAGUCAAUUCCAAAGUCAAAAAUCGAUUCCGCUCGCG
Molecule: messenger RNA, 2461 nt
Organism: Zeugodacus cucurbitae (melon fly)
Lineage: Eukaryota; Metazoa; Arthropoda; Insecta; Diptera; Tephritidae
Exons: 4
Coding region: 781-1809 (342 amino acids)
Source: RefSeq, a predicted model, not a curated record